Octodon degus (degu) is the source of this 4012-nucleotide messenger RNA. RefSeq names its product Janus kinase 3 (gene Jak3). The transcript has 24 exons. Gene Ontology annotation, molecular function: non-membrane spanning protein tyrosine kinase activity; ATP binding; cytokine receptor binding. Gene Ontology annotation, biological process: peptidyl-tyrosine phosphorylation; cell differentiation; cell surface receptor signaling pathway via JAK-STAT. NCBI's taxonomy places the organism in Eukaryota, Metazoa, Chordata, Mammalia, Rodentia, Octodontidae. Gene Ontology annotation, cellular component: cytoskeleton; cytosol; membrane. The record is from RefSeq and is a predicted model, not a curated record. The coding region runs from base 172 to 3636 and encodes 1154 amino acids.
GGGUAAACUGAGGCACCAGGCCAGUUUACCACCAGACCACAAGCCAACCUACAGCCUGCUGAGAGUCUGAUGGGGCCGGCCCUAUCACCGUUGUCAUUCCUUGCCAAGCCUGCCCCUCCCCGGCUGGGCCCUGUCGCCUUCCGCCCCCACGGGGGGCCUUACUUUCGGUAAAUGACAGCACUCAGGAAGCAGAGGAGCCCGCACAGGAAGGCGGCAGUGGGACUUUCCUGUCUCUGCCUCCGGGCCUGCCUUCCUGUCCCCCUGCCUUCCUGUCAUCGGUCCACGGUCCCCACAGGCCAGGUUGUACUCAUGGCACCCCCUAGUGAGGAGACACCCCUGAUUUCUCAGCGUUCCUGCAGCCUCUCAUCCUCAGAGGCUGGGGCUCUGCAUGUGCUGUUGCCUCCUCGGGGCCCUGGCCCCCCCCAGUGCCUGUCUUUCUCCUUUGGGGAUUACUUAGCUGAGGAGCUGUGCGUGCAUGCUGCCAAGGCCAGUGGCAUCUUGCCCGUGUACCACUCUCUCUUCGCAUUGGCCACGGAGGACUUGUCGUGCUGGUUCCCCCCAAACCACAUCUUCUCUGUGGAGGAUUUGGGCACUCAGAUCUUGGUCUACAGGCUGCGCUUUUAUUUCCCCAGCUGGUUCGGGCUGGAGAAAUGCCAUCGUUUUGGGCUCCGAAAGGACCUGGCCAGUGCCAUCCUAGACCUGCCUGUCCUGGAACACCUCUUUGCCCAGCACCGCAGUGACCUGGUGAGUGGGUGCCUUGCCGUGGGGCUCAGCCUCAAGGAACAGGGCGAGUGUCUCAGCCUGGCUGUACUGGACCUGGCCCGGAUGGCCUGUGAACAGGGCCGGCGGCCGCAGGAGAUGCUGCGCACUGUCAGCUACAAGUCCUGCCUGCCCCGCGGCCUGCGAGACCUCAUCCAGGGCUUGAGUUUCGUGACUCGCAAGCGGAUCCGCAAGACUGUGCGCCGCGCUCUGCACCGCGUGGCCACGUGCCAUGCGGACCGGCACUCGCUCAUGGCCAAGUAUGUCAUGGACCUGGAGCGGCUGGACCCAACCCGGGCCACGGAGACCUUCUGCGUAGGGCUCCCGCGGGCCGCGGGUGGCCAGGACGCACAAGGGCUGCUGCGUGUGGCUGGGGGCAGCGGCCUCUCCUGGACCUCUGGAGAGCAAGAGCCCUUCCAGCAGUUCUGCGAUUUCCCAGAGAUCGUGGAUGUCAGCAUCAAGCAGGCCCCACACGUGGGCCCCGCUGGGGAGCACCGCCUGGUCACUAUCACGCGUGCCGACAACCAGAUCCUGGAGGCUGAGUUCCCGACUCUGCUAGCUGCACUGUCCUUCGUGGCACUUGUGGACGGCUACUUCCGACUGACAUGCGAUGCGCGACACUUCUUCUGCAAGGAGGUGGCGCCGCCGCGGCUGCUAGAGGAGGUGGCCGAGCGCUGUCAUGGCCCCAUCACCCAGGACUUCGCCAUUCACAAGUUGAAGGUGGCGGGCUCAGUCCCGGGCUCAUAUGUGCUCCGUCGCAGCCCACAGGACUUUGACAGCUUUCUGCUCACGGCCUGUGUCCAAACGCCCCUGGGUCCUGACUACAAGGGCUGUCUCAUCCGUCGCGACGCCACUGGGAGCUUCUUCCUGGUUGGCCUCAGCCGGGCACACGGCAGCCUCAGGGAGCUCCUGGAUGCCUGCUGCGGGGGCACGCUGUGUGUGGAUGGCGUGAGCCUGAGCCUCACCACGUGCUGCACCCCCACCCCCAGAGAGAAGUCCAACUUGAUUGUGGUGCGGACGGGCUGUGGCCCGGCCACCACGGCUUCCGCACAGCCCCCAGUGCAGCUCCCGGUGCAGCCCACACUGAGCCAGCUGACCUUCCACAAGAUCCCACCCUACAGCCUGCAGCGGCAUGAGAACCUGGGUCAUGGCUCCUUCACUAAGAUUUACUGUGGCUCUCGCCAUGAGAACGUGGAUGGCGAAGCCCGGGAGACGAAGGUGCUGCUGAAGGUGCUGGAUGCGGAGCACAGAAACUUCGUGGAGUCCUUCCUGGAAGCAGCCAGUUUGAUGAGCCAAGUGUCCUACCCGCAUCUGGUGUUGCUGCAUGGCGUGUGCAUGGCUGGAGACAGCACCAUGGUGCAGGAAUUUGUGCCCUUGGGUGCCAUUGAUACCUAUCUGUGCAAGCGUGGCCAUCUGGUGCCCGCCAGCUGGAGGCUGCAGGUGACCAAGCAGCUGGCCUACGCUCUCAACUAUUUGGAGGAUAAAGGCCUCCCUCAUGGCAACGUCUCAGCCCGGAAGGUGCUGCUGGCGAGGGAGGGGACUGAUGGGAACCCACCGUUCAUCAAGCUCAGCGACCCAGGCGUCAGCCCCACUGUGCUGAGCCUGGAGAUGCUGACUGACAGGAUCCCCUGGGUGGCCCCCGAGUGUCUUGAUGAGGCCCGGACGCUGGGCCUGGAGGCUGACAAGUGGGGCUUUGGAGCCACAGUCUGGGAGGUCUUCAGCGGUGCCCCGAUGCCCACACGCGCGCUGGACCCCGCCAAGAAGCUCAGGUUCUAUGAGGAACAGCGGCAGCUGCCAGCGCCCAGGUGGACCGAACUGGCCACGCUGAUCCGCCAGUGCAUGGACUACGACCCGCGCCGCAGGCCGAGCUUUCGCGCUGUCAUCCGGGACCUGAACAGCCUCAGCACCUCGGAUUACGAGCUCCUCUCCGACCCUGCGCCGGGUGCCCUGGGGCCUCGGGAUGUGCUGUGGAACACCGCGCAGCUCUAUGCCUGCCAGGACCCCACGAUCUUUGAGGAGAGGCACCUCAAGUACAUCUCGCAGCUAGGCAAGGGCAACUUCGGCAGCGUGGAGCUGUGCCGAUACGAUCCACUGGGGGAUAACACCGGCGCCCUGGUGGCCGUGAAGCAGCUGCAGCACAGCGGGCCGGAGCAGCAGAGGGACUUCCAGCGUGAGGUGCAGAUACUGAAGGCACUGCACAGUGACUUUAUUGUCAAGUACCGUGGCGUCAGCUAUGGCCCUGGCCGGCAGAGCCUGCGUCUGGUGAUGGAAUACCUGCCCUGCGGUUGCCUGCGCGACUUCUUGCGGCGCCACCGUGCACGCCUGGAUGCUGGCCGCCUGCUGCUGUUCGCCACGCAGAUCUGCAAGGGCAUGGAGUACCUGGGUGCCUGCCGCUGUGUGCACCGCGACCUGGCCGCAAGAAACAUCCUGGUGGAGAGUGAGGCACAUGUCAAGAUCGCCGACUUCGGGCUUGCCAAACUGCUGCCGCUGGACAAGGACUACUACGUGGUGCGCGAGCCGGGCCAGAGCCCCAUCUUCUGGUUUGCGCCGGAGUCCCUGGCGGACAGCGUCUUCUCGCGCCAGUCGGAUGUGUGGAGCUUUGGCGUGGUGCUGUAUGAGCUGUUCACCUUCGGGGACCCGAGCUGCAGCCCCUCGGCCGAGUUCAUGCGCUUGAUGGGCUGUGAGGGCGACGCCCCCGCUCUGUGCCGCCUGCUGGAGCUGCUCACUGAAGGCUGCAGGCUGCCUGCACCUGCUGCCUGCCCCGUGGAGGUCCACAAGCUCAUGAGCCACUGCUGGGCACCCAGCCCCCAGGACCGGCCAACUUUCAGCGCCCUGGGCCCCCAGCUGGAGGCACUGUGGAGUGGAAGCCGGGGAUAGUGACUGGAUGUGUGACCAGGUCUCUGCCAGCCAGUUGGUGGCCGCAAGGGCAGACUCGUGCCCUGUCCUCCUUGCGUCCUCUGGGUGGUCUCUGCAUUUUCUCUGGCCCUGGUGCUGUGCCCUUGGGCAUCAUGAAGACCCCUCAUGGUGAAGCGACCUCACCAGAAGCCUGGAAGACUCACUCAUUCCUCAAAGCCCCAGCUGUGCUGUACUGACAGUUCUGUGGUGUGCUUGAGAGGCCCUGUUCCUCCUCUAACCCAGACCCCAGGGAUCUGUCCCCCUGAUGUGAGGGCUCCUUGGGGGCUGGGCUAGGCCUGAGUGUGGGUGGGCACAAAGUGAGUCCAGGGGGUCUUUGUUGAGUGAAUAAAGGCGUUUG